AAGGGAAACCCGCAAAGCUGGCUGAACCAAGGCGGCGAUAGCUGCAGAAGAGGAGAAUUCUUUGCUCAAGAGCUGAAAAUAUAAGAAAGGGGAGGGAAGAGAGGCAGGCAAGCAAGGCGUGUCUCCGGGAGAGCUGCGGGCGCGGCGUGCGCAAGGCAGGGGAGUUGCUUGCUGGCUGCCUCGGCUCGGGUUCGCCUGUUUUCCUUCCUCCGUCGCCUUCCCAUGGAGCUGAUCGCCUGGCGGGGGCUUCCUCUUCGCCUCUAGCCGGGACUCGCCUGCAGUCGCCCGUUGCUUGCUUGCUUUCUUUCCUCCCUCGCUCGCUCCCGACGCCUCCUCUCCGCCAUGGGGGACGUGAUCUCCGCGCACCUGGACGAGAGCCGCCGCCAAUUCAUCGCAGAGAAGACCGGCAAAGUCCUUGCAGAUUUCUCUCAGUUCUACGAGGAACAAUAUGGCGUCGCACUCUUCAACAGUGUCCGGUAUGAGAUUGAAGGCGGCGGGGGGCCCCAGGCACAGCUACUGCACCGCAAGGUUCCUCUGGAAGAUCGCACCAUCUUCUCAGGAAACCUUUUCCAGUACAUGGAAGAAAACAAGAAGUGGAGAAACCGCUACAGUGUUGUGCCACACAAUUAUGGGCUAGUGCUCUAUGAAAACAAACUGGCUUAUGAGAGGGGGCUGCAGCCCCGAAUUCUAGUCAACAGUGCUGGUUACAAAGUUCUCACCUCCGUGGACCAGUAUCUGGAACUGAUCAACAACAGCCUGCCAGGUCCUGCGCCCAAAUCUGGCAAUGCCGCCUUACUGAAGUGCCCCACCCAGUUUCCUCUCAUCCUCUGGCACCCUUUUGCCCGGCACUACUACUUCUGUGUGAUGACUGGCAAGGAACAUGAGAAAUGGCGAGCGGUCUUCCAGGACUGUGUGCGCCACUGCAACAAUGGGAUUCCAGAGGACUCCAAGGUGGAAGCUCCGGCAUUCACAGAUGCUGUCCGCAUGUACCGCCAGUCCAAGGAGCAGUAUGGUACCUGGGACAUGCUUUGUGGCAAUGAAGCACAGGUCUUGAGCAACUUGGUGAUGGAGGAAAUCCUUCCCGAGCUGAAAAACAUGAUUGGCCCUCGGCUGAAGGGCAAAGCCCAGGAGAGGCACAGAGUGUGGAUCCAGGUCUCUGAUGCUGUAUAUAGGAUGGUUUAUGACCAGACGAAAGCCAGUUACGAUGCGGCUGUGUCGAAAUGCGAGCAUCAGCGUCCCGGUAUGCAGAGCACCAUCCGCACAGAUAUGGACCAAAUCAUCCAAUCCAAGGAGCACUUGGCCAGCAAAAUUAAAGCUUCUGUCCUUUCCAAAGCUGAGAUCUGUGUGCGAAACCACGUCCAGCCUUACAUCCCUUCCAUCUUGGAGGCGCUGAUGAUUCCCACCAGCCAGGGCUUUGCCGAGGUGCGAGAGGUCUUCUUCAAGGAGGUCACCGACAUGAACAUGAACAUCGUCAAUGAAGGGGGCAUGGAGAAGCUGGGGGAGUACAUGGCAAAGCUUUCCCAGCUGGCUUUCCACCCGGUCAAGAUGCAGCCCGGCUACGAGAAGAUGGACAUGUUGAAGCUGGAAGGGCUGCAGCAGCGGUUUGAUGUGUCCAGCGCCUCGGUGUUCAAGCAGCGAGCCCAGAUCCUGAUGAGACAGCAAAUGGAUGAUGCUGUCUACACCUUUGAGACUCUUCUUCAUCAGGAGCUGGGGAAGACAGAGAACAAGGAAGAGCUCUGCAAGACAAUCCAGCGCAUCCUAGAGCGUGUGCUCAAGAAAUAUGACUACGACAGCAGCACAGUGCGGAAGAAGUUCUUUCGGGAAGCCCUACUGCAGAUCACCAUCCCCUUCCUGCUGAAGAAACUGGCUCCCACUUGCAAGGGGGAUUUAGCAAAAUUCCAAGAGCUGAUUUUUGAAGAUUUUGCCCAGUUCAUACUGGUGGAAAACACAUAUGAGGAGGUGGUGCUGCAGUCGGUCAUGAAGGACAUCAUGAUGGCUGUGAAGGAGGCAGCUGUGCAGAGGAAGCACAAUCUUUACCGUGACAGCAUUGUGAUGCACAACAGCGACCCCAACCUGCAUUUGCUCAGCGAAGGGACACCCAUUGACUGGGGAGAGGAGUUCGGAGGCCAACCGGACUCAGAUCCUUCAGACGAAAAACAGCGUCGGGCCAAGCAAGUGGUAUCCGUCAUUCAUGUUGACGAGGGGGCCUUGCCUUAUGACGUUACAUCCCUGGAGGGGUCCCAAGAAGUGACGGAGCCAGAAGAAUCAGAGCGCUGCCCUAGCCCUCCGACGCAGGGCUCUCCCAGCAGUGUGAAGGAGGUUCGUGGGAUGUUGGUGAAGGAGUUCCAAGUAGAAGCUCCAGUCACCGUCAGCGAGAAGGCUGAGGAGCAGCUGAGCAACGGCACCAUCAUUCAGGAGAGCAAAGACACCGUGAAGGAGAAAGAGAAAAAAGCCUCGGCGGAGGAGGAUCGCCCUGCAGGAUUCCCUGGUGCUCCACAGGAUGAGGAACGGGAGGCCGCUGCUGCCACCACACCAGCCUCUCCUGCCAAACUGCCAUCCCCAGCACCCCCUGGGGAAGUCCAGAAGGACUGCCUUGAGCCCAGCGACAAGGAGACGGGGGAGGAGGUGUCAGCCCGGGCCUGUGAGGAGGAAGUAGAGCCUCCCGCAGCAAGUAGCCACGGGACCACAGAAGACAAUGAGGGGGUGCAGACUGAAUUCUAAGCCAGGCCCUCUUGCCAGAGGGCUUUCUCUUGGCCACAUUAGCACCAAAGGCAGACUGGAGUCAGUGACCCUGGGGGGGUGGGAGGGCAAGAGUAGGCAGUGGAGUUGUGCCUCGGCUGGUCCAGUAGCAUCCCUAUUUUGUCAUGUGUUUGAGCCUCCUGGAGGGAUGCUGCCUUUUGGAGGAAGGUGGGAUGGAGUCCCCCCCCCACAAAUGAUCUUGUUUGCGGCAAGGUGCGCCAACUGCCACUUGGGAACCGGCUGUUGCUCACCCUUCUGGGCCGCAGUAGCCCUGCAUGGAUUGCUUUCCUGUCCCCCACCCCCUUCUUUGCACCUUUGUUUUACCAGUUUGAUUCUUCAAGUCUUCCCCCUCCCCGAUGCUUGAGAAUGCCUGGAGCAGCAGCAGAGCAGAGUGCAGCAGCCGGAUCCUUGUCUGUACAGCCAAUGCUGAAUGUUUGCACCAAUCUGGUUUGGUCCCAUAACCAAAUGGUCCUAUGUAACUUCUCCUUGGUAGCUCUCUUAUUGAUGAUAGAAGCUUCUUUAUGCAAACAAUUCUCAUUUCCUUUCCUCCAAGCACACCCAAUUUGAACUAUUACAGGGAUGGGGAAACUCUCUGCCCUCUCCCCUUAACCCUUCCCUAGUUAGUACGGAUGCUGCCAUCUCGUACCUCAGUUUUCUCUGGGCCGUGAAAUCAACGUGCUUUGUCUGGGAGCUUUGGGCAUCUUGGAAGUGGCAAGUGGGGCAAUGGUUCUGUCUCCCCUUCAAACGUCCCAGGAGUGAGCAGGAGCCAAAGGACUAGCAAGUACAGCAAGUAAAAUUUAACGUUGAAAGGAGAGGUUUAGGUUUAAAUGAGGGGUUGAAACAGGAAGUGAUGUUGGAAGGUGAGUUGGAGCUGUGAGGUUGUUGAAGAAUGAAUUUUUAUUAUACCGGCGAGCAUCUUGGGCUUAGGUUUGCAGAGGAGGCAAAUGUGUUCUGCAACUUCUUGCAUAUGUACAAGUAACAAAAUGAUACCUACUGGUUAAUUCAGGGAGGACACUUGGGUGUUGAUUUUCCCCACUCUGUUAAUGCAUAUUUUUCUGGCUAGAAACUCGGCAGGUUCUCUGUAACUUCUUUUGGAAUGUGUGUAUUCAAACCUUUCCAUGAAUACAAUAGGUGUUUGUGGGGGAAAGUGUCACUUUCAAAGCAGCCCACUAAGAUGAUGUACCAGGGUGCGGGUAUGUGAUUGUUGAAUAUGAAACUCUAGCCUGAUGAGAUUGUUGGGUUGCAUUCGCCUGUGCACAUUUGCGGUGCUAUUGAUGCUGGCUUACUUUGGAAGAAGGGAUCCUCUCCUUGCACUGGGAACAUACUUGGGGAUGCUGAAAGCUUACUGCUCAACACUUCAGUAAUAUUUGACAAGGAGGCGUAAGCUUAGAGAUAUUUGUUGGCAUCCUUGGAUAAAACCUUAUUCGGUGCAACUUAGACCCUCUUUCUUUCCUACCAGUUCUGUGCAAUGGAUUUUCACUUGGGAGAAAGGUUACAGUUUGAAUAGCACUAAGUUUGCAAAUAUCAUGUAAUUCACAUUUUACCUCAAGUGGGGCAGGGCGUCUGGAUACAACUAGCUCUGACCUGUCUCCCCCAUUACAUUUUCAAGACUUGCUUUUCUGUUACGCUUGGUCCAUUUUUUUUUGUAACACCUCUUGACUUUUGAGGCAAAUAAAGCAAAAAUUAGAGGUUUUAGUAAGUGGGGUAGUGGAAGGAGAUUACAAAUCAGUCACGGAACCUCAUUUCAAGAGUUACUUCUGACAUCACCAUCUGAAUAUGACCCAGCUAUAUUUCAGAGCAGUAACAUGUGUCUGACCCAAGGUGAUAAUAGCUGACUUAACUGCAAGCGUACACAGGUGAGACCAUUUAUAUGUACCACUUCUCUCUACACUUGUGUGAGAUGGGAAGGAGUCACACUUGAAGCAGCCCUAUGUGGAGCUGCAUGUUUGGAAGUCGAGUAGGGGGAUGGAUUUACCAAGCUGUAAAGUAGAGACUGAAGCAGGGCCAGCCAGCCAGUCAGUUUAGCCUUGACAGCUGAAGCAGUGGCUCUUGUGUCUACAUUUUUCUGUUUACAUGAGGGAAAAGCAAAGAACGGGAAGGUGGCCAUGCAGGACAAAUGUAUGGUCUUUUCUGAAACAGUUUGGUUUGGAUGGCUGCAGAUUGACCUGGUGUUGUGGCCCAGUUCCCCACCAUGAAUUUAAAAACUUCAAAAAUGGAUAGACCUCCUGGCUUCUGCAGUGUUGGGGGCGCAGGCCUGAAAAUGAUCGCAAACAAAAUCUGAAGCGUUCGUAAAAGUAUAUCCGCGUGCCAGUUUUGUAGAACCUUCUGGUGAUACGGAAAGCAGGCCGUGAGCCAAGCUGCUUUCUCUCUCUCCCCCCCCCCCUGCUUUCUCCCUUCAAACUAUGGCAGUGUUCCAAUUUCCAGGUAACUGUUUCAAUGUUUUUAAUCUUCUGUUUUGAAAAUUAUUGGGGCUCUGAGCGGAGGGGAAAAAAUUGCCCAGUUGGGCUCUGAUCUCCAUAAAAAGUGCCUUAAUGUUGAGAACCAAAGCCUCUUUUUCUCUUCUGAGAUAGUUUAUUGCAAAUGUUAUACCAAAUGUUUUAAAAAAGUGCUUAUAUAUUAAUAAUAAAAACCCAGCUUUAUUUAA
Eublepharis macularius is the source of this 5383-nucleotide messenger RNA. It is a transcript of the gene NIBAN2, whose product is annotated as niban apoptosis regulator 2. The coding region runs from base 343 to 2721 and encodes 792 amino acids. Lineage: Eukaryota; Metazoa; Chordata; Lepidosauria; Squamata; Eublepharidae. The record is from RefSeq and is a predicted model, not a curated record. The transcript is spliced from 14 exons.